Molecule: messenger RNA, 1436 nt
Organism: Uloborus diversus
Lineage: Eukaryota; Metazoa; Arthropoda; Arachnida; Araneae; Uloboridae
Gene: Mad
Product: protein mothers against dpp-like
Exons: 8
Coding region: 66-1436 (456 amino acids)
Biological process (GO): BMP signaling pathway; regulation of transcription by RNA polymerase II; transforming growth factor beta receptor signaling pathway
Cellular component (GO): heteromeric SMAD protein complex
Molecular function (GO): RNA polymerase II cis-regulatory region sequence-specific DNA binding; I-SMAD binding; DNA-binding transcription factor activity, RNA polymerase II-specific
Source: RefSeq, a predicted model, not a curated record
GCCAGUGGAGCUGAAUUCAUAGACGCUACAAAAAAAGCUGUACUGUUUUCUUCUGAUCACAUACCAUGACCUCAUUGAAUAGUCUGUUUUCAUUCACAAGUCCAGCUGUUAAAAAAUUAUUAGGUUGGAAACAAGGCGAUGAAGAAGAAAAAUGGGCUGAAAAAGCAGUCGACUCUUUGGUAAAAAAGCUCAAGAAGAAAAAAGGAGCAAUAGAGGAACUAGAGAAAGCCCUCAGUUGUCCUGGUCAACCUAGUAAAUGUGUCACCAUUCCAAGAUCCUUAGAUGGGCGAUUACAGGUAUCUCAUCGUAAAGGUUUGCCUCAUGUAAUAUAUUGUCGUGUGUGGCGAUGGCCAGAUUUGCAAUCUCACCAUGAGCUUAAACCACUGGAAUUCUGUGAGUUUCCAUUUUCAGCUAAGCAAAAGGAAGUUUGCAUCAAUCCUUAUCAUUACAAAAGAGUUGAAAGUCCAGUUCUGCCUCCUGUAUUGGUGCCAAGGCAUAGUGAAUAUCCUCCAGGGCAUCCUAUGCUGACAGCCUUCUCACAAGUUUCUGAUGCAGGCAUGCCUCAUAAUGUCAGUUAUUCAGCACAAGGAUUCACCACACCUUCACCUAGCAGCAGUGCUCUGUCAAGCUCUUUAUCUGUUUCACCAGGAAUCAGUGUGCCAUCACCAACAACUAGUAGCAUUAACAAUUCUGCUCCAAACAGUCCAUUUGGAUUAUCAGAAACACCACCACCUGCAUACAGUCCUAAAGAUGACAGCCAGCAUGGAUCAGAAUCCCAAACCAUGGAUACUGCAAACCUCAAUGCUGAUGCAGAUCUUGCUCCAGUUGCAUAUCAGGAGCCAAAGUAUUGGUGUUCAAUUGCUUACUAUGAAUUGAAUUCUCGAGUUGGGGAAGUAUUUCAUGCACAGAACCACAGUAUAGUUGUAGAUGGAUUUACUGAUCCAUCUAAUAACCAAAGUCGUUUCUGCUUGGGACUUCUCUCAAAUGUGAAUAGGAAUUCAACAAUCGAAAACACUCGCCGUCAUAUUGGCAAAGGAAUUCAUUUAUAUUUUGUCAAUGGUGAAGUCUAUGCAGAAUGUCUUAGUGAUAGCGCAAUUUUCGUACAAAGUCGUAAUUGCAAUCAUUCACAUGGCUUUCAUCCAACCACAGUUUGUAAAAUACCACCGGGAUGUAGUUUGAAGAUUUUUAAUAACCAGGAGUUUGCUCAGUUGUUGACUGAGGCUGUGAACCAUGGCUUUGAAGCUGUAUAUGAACUAACUAAAAUGUGCACAAUACGCACAAGUUUUGUCAAAGGCUGGGGUGCCGAAUAUCACAGACAGGAUGUAACAUCCACACCAUGCUGGAUCGAAAUUCAUCUCUGCGGCCCAUUGCAAUGGCUGGAUAAAGUUUUGACACAAAUGGGUUCACCAAACAAUCACAUUUCAUCUGUUUCAUGA